AUAUCACAAGAAGCUUUCAUUAGGAAAAAAAAAAAUGGUUAGCUUGGAUCAGAUUAUGCAUAACAUUGUUAUCAUAUGGCUUCCUCUAACAAUGGUGCUAUUAUCUUCUCUACUGUUUCUUAAAACAAAGAUGAAAUUUCGAAGACAAAAUAACAAGAAGGUUAUUAUUCAUCCUCCAAACCCACCAAAGCUUCCUUUGUUAGGUCAUCUACACCUUAUUACCUCUCUCCCUCAUCGCUCCUUUUGUAACCUUUCAAAAAAAUACGGCCCCGUCAUGUUCCUCAAACUCGGCUCUGUCCCGACCGUCGUAAUCUCCUCCGCCGAUGCUGCAAAAGAGGUGUUAAAAGUUCACGACCUCGCUUGUUGCAGUCGACCUCAAUCCGCCGCUGGUGCAAGAUUUUCAUACAACUAUUUAGACAUUGGAUUAGCGCCAUAUGGUGAGUAUUGGAGGGAAGUUCGAAAGAUUUGUGUGCUUAAACUCUUCAAUGUUAGACGAGUGCAAUCAUUUCAAAUGAUAAGAGAAGAAGAGAUUGGUGUGUUGUUAAACUCCAUCUCUCAAUCUUCAUCUUCUGCCACUCCAAUUGAUUUGAGUGAAAAAUUUUACUCUCUCACUGCAAAUAUGAUAACCCGAAUUGCUUUUGGGAAGAGCUUUAGAGGUGGAGAGUUAGAUAAUGAGAAUUUUCAAAAGGUUAUUCGAAGAGCAGUUGCAGCAUUGGGAAGCUUUUCAGCAACUGAUUUCUUUCCUAGAGUGGGUUGGAUUAUUGAUCGGAUUAGUGGUGUUCAUAAGAGAUUGGAGAUGAGUUUUGCUGAGUUGGAUGCUUUUCUUCAACAUGUAGUGGAUGAUCGCACUAAAUUUAGGGAGAGUUCUUCUCAUAAUGAUGAUUAUCAAGAAAACAUUGUUGAUGUUUUGUUGAAAAUGGAGAAGGAUGGCUCUGAAUUUGAUGUAGUGAAACUCACUAGAGAUUGCAUCAAAGCACUUGUCAUGGAUAUAUUUCUAGGUGGAGUAGAAACAGGAGCAAACACACUUGUUUGGGCAAUGACAGAGUUAAUAAAAAAUCCAAAAGUGAUGAAAAAGCUACAAGAUGAAAUCAGAAGUUGUAUAAGAGAAAAUGUAGUAAAGGAGAGUGACCUCGACAAGCUUGAAUAUCUAAAAGCAGUCGUGAAAGAAGUUCUAAGGUUACAUACACCCGUCCCACUUCUACUUCCAAGAGAAACCAUGUCCCAUUUUAAGUUAAAUGGUUAUGAUAUUCAUCCAAAAACUCAUAUUCAUGUCAAUGUGUGGGCGAUUGGACGAGACCCAGAAUCAUGGACAAAUCCAGAAGCAUUCUUGCCAGAGAGAUUUAUAGGAAGUAAUAUUGAUUACAAAGGGCAAAAUUUUGAGUUGUUGCCAUUUGGAACUGGUCGGAGAAUUUGUCCUGGAAUGAGUAUGGCAACCAUUACAGUGGAGCUAGCAUUGGCUAAUAUCUUGUUGUGUUUUGAUUGGAAAUUACCAAAUGGAAUGAAAGAAAAAGAUGUUGAUAUGGAAGAGGAAUCUGGUAUUGCAGUUGCCAAGAAAUCACCUCUUCAACUUCUUCCAAUUCCUUACUUAAACUCCAAAGAAUAGUUUUAGUUCCUUAUAUCUAUUGGAAAAAUUAAAGGCCUACUCAAAUUGGCCAAGGUGUCAAUUUAUAUUGUAAUUUAAAAUUCUGUAAUCUUUAGAUAAUAAGUAAAUUAAAAUUAUAUAUGUAACUAUCUUUUUAUUCG
Molecule: messenger RNA, 1743 nt
Organism: Benincasa hispida (wax gourd)
Lineage: Eukaryota; Viridiplantae; Streptophyta; Magnoliopsida; Cucurbitales; Cucurbitaceae
Product: cytochrome P450 71B37-like
Molecular function (GO): heme binding; iron ion binding; monooxygenase activity
Source: RefSeq, a predicted model, not a curated record